AUGAAUCCUGGAGAUCACAUACAAAACCACUUGCCUAUUUUUAUCAUCUUAGUCCUGGAGAUGAGCAUCGGCGCGCUAUUGAACGUGUUUAUUGUAUUCGCCGUGUAUCGCGAUUUUAUCAAGGCAAAGAAAUUAAGCGGCAGCUACAAGAUUUUGCUUAGUUUGGCCGUCUCCAAUGUGAGCUUUAGUAUGGUGAUGUCUGCUGGUUUGCUUGAUUAUUUCUGCAGCUUUAGAAUCUUCUCCAACGUUAAUGCAGCUUAUAUUUAUUUCUAUUUGUUGCUUUUUACUACCAGUUUAUGUGUGUGGUUUACGGCCAGUCUGGCCUUCUUCUAUUUCAUAAAAAUUUCCAAUUUUGAGUCAGGCUUUCUUUCCUGGGUGAAAAAGCAUAUUACCUCCGUUAUCCCAUGGAUGUUAUUGGGGGAUUUAUUGGUGUCUCUGGUCAACAGUCUUCUAAGCAGCUUGUACUUUGUUUUCUCUGGAACACUUUCUGGUAAUACCACCGAGGAUUCUCCAUCUAUGAUCUCUAUACUUUCUGAAUCAGGCCCGACAAUUAUCAACGCAUCAAUUAUUAAUACUAUCCUCCCUUUCUCCGUGAUGUUCACCGCAACAUUGUCCACCGUUCUGACCUUGAAGAAGCACAGAAGUACAAUGAAGGAUGUUCAAACUUCUGACCGCGAGGGUUGGAGGUCCUACGAGAAAGUUGUGUGCCGGAUGACAGAGUCCUUGUUUGUCUAUGGAAUAUUUUACACUUUGAUGAUCAUCUUCUAUUUUUCAGUCAUCAAAAAGAUGCAGUCUGGAUUUUUGUUUUUGCUUCUUGAUGAAAACACCUUCAUCCCAAUACAGUCUGUCCUCCUCAUUCUUGCUAACCCCAAGCUGAGGGCUAAUUGGAAGGGAAUUUUCUUCUGUGGCCAUCUUCAAGAUAUUGUAACCCCCCGGAAUCAACAAAGCUGA
Messenger RNA from Rana temporaria (common frog), 951 nucleotides. Its product is annotated as taste receptor type 2 member 39-like. Gene Ontology annotation, biological process: detection of chemical stimulus involved in sensory perception of bitter taste; G protein-coupled receptor signaling pathway; sensory perception of taste. Lineage: Eukaryota; Metazoa; Chordata; Amphibia; Anura; Ranidae. Gene Ontology annotation, cellular component: membrane. The transcript has a single exon. The coding region runs from base 1 to 951 and encodes 316 amino acids. The record is from RefSeq and is a predicted model, not a curated record. Gene Ontology annotation, molecular function: bitter taste receptor activity; G protein-coupled receptor activity.